AUGCAUUCAAUUUAUAAAAAGAAAGUUGGGGUGGAGGGAAAUGAAGACAGAAUUAGCAACUUACCAAGCUGUCUUAUUGGCCAUAUCCUCUCUUUCCUUCCAAUAAAGGAAGCAGUGGCAACUGGUGUAUUGUCAACAAAAUGGAAGUAUCUCUGGACCUCAAUCACUAAUCUGGACUUCGAUGAUAAGUGGCUACUCAAACCUAUAUAUUCUCAGAAGUGUACCGAACAAAAACUUGUAAUGAGUUUCGUAAAUUUUGUCAACGAAGUUCUCAUGCGCAACAUGCCAGAUUUGCAUACAUUUCGCCUGGGAUGUACUUGGAGGUAUUCACAUCUUAAUGUUUGGAUUUCUACUGCACUAGCACGUAAUCUGCGUGAGCUUCAUCUUUUCUUCCAAAGGAUAUCCUACCAUCAAGGGCUGCCUCUUGAGGUUUUUACUUGCACAAGUCUAAUCGUACUUGAACUGGUUGGUGGAUUUGUUCUCAAUGUCCCUACUUUGGUUUCUCUUCAGAAUCUCAAAAUCCUCCUUAUUCAAGGACUUGAAUUUUCGGAUGAUGACUCAAUUGAUAGACUCUUUUCUGGCUGCCCUCUGCUUGAAGAGUUGUCUGUAAAAAGAUGCAAUUACAGAAAGAUUAGGGUGUUCCACAUUUCUGCUCCUGUUCUCAAGAGUUUAGUUAUAAAUUGUUACCGUGAGGGUGGCUACAAUGUUUUUAAUAGUUACCCUCAGGGUGGCUACAAGCUUGUACUUAAUACACCAAAUCUUCGAAAUCUUGAAUAUAAUGGCUAUGUAGGCGAUGCCAAAAGCUAUUCGGUCGAUAAAUUAAAUGCCCUUGUCAAUGCAAACAUUAGAUUUGUACUAGGAGACAGCCCUGACCGUCAUUAUUCCGUGGAAGGACUUGUAGCAGAAUUUGUUGAAGGAAUAUCUAAAGUUCAGAGGCUUCAUUUUAUCUCACCCAGCCCUACCGUUCGUUUGUGCAGGUCUCCGUUGCCAAAGUUUGACCAUUUGAUUUGUUUGGAGAUUGGUGAAAAUGCUGAAUGGAGUUUGUUACUGGAUUUUCUUGAACGCUCGCAACGAUUGGAAAAGCUUAUUUUUAGGAUCAGUGAGAUUGUAGUUUGCCCCGAGAGAAUUCUUGAUUAUUGUGGAUUCUGA
Molecule: messenger RNA, 1149 nt
Organism: Cornus florida
Lineage: Eukaryota; Viridiplantae; Streptophyta; Magnoliopsida; Cornales; Cornaceae
Product: F-box/LRR-repeat protein At3g26922-like
Exons: 3
Coding region: 1-1149 (382 amino acids)
Molecular function (GO): protein binding
Source: RefSeq, a predicted model, not a curated record